GGGAGUGGAAAGGAAAAUGGAGGGGAAGGGCCUGCGUGGAGUGUGAAUAUUCGACGCUUGGGAAGCGAUUAGUGGCAAGUAAUUGGCAGGCAGGCAGCAGUGCCCCGUACUGGCCGAAAUGGUUACAGAGAAGGAAGAGGAAGAAGAGAGAGGACCCGUCAGACUGUUGCUGCUGCUUCUGCUCCUGCUGCUUCUCGUCCAACCACUGGUUUCCAUGGUGCCAUACCCUUCCGGUUUUCUGGUCGUCGGAGUCCGAUCGAACAUGGUGUCUCCGGAGGGCUCGAUUAUGAUCAGGGCCGACCGCAGGGAGGAGUCCGGUUCCGAGGACGCGCUGUACAAGGAGCUGUGGCACGCCUGCGCCGGCCCCCUCGUCACCGUCCCCCGGGCAGGAGAGCUCGUGUACUACUUCCCGCAGGGCCAUAUCGAGCAGAUAGAGGCGUCCACUAAUCAGUCCUCCGAUCAGAAAAUGCCGGCUUAUGAUCUUCCCUCGAAAAUCCUCUGCCGUGUGAUCUGCGUGCUGUUGAAGGCCGAGCCGGAUACGGAUGAGUUGUUUGCUCAAGUGACUCUGCUUCCCGAGCCUAACCAAGAUGAGAAUAUGUUGGUGAAAGAAUCUGCACUUCCCCCAGCUCCACGUCCCCGUGUUCAUUCCUUUUGCAAAACACUCACAGCUUCUGACACGAGCACUCAUGGCGGGUUCUCUGUAUUGAGACGCCAUGCAGAUGAAUGCCUGCCUCCACUGGAUAUGUCCAAGCAACCCCCGACUCAGGAGUUGGUGGCCAAGGAUUUACAUGGAACCGAGUGGCGCUUUCGGCAUAUCUUCAGAGGUCAACCUAGGAGGCACCUCCUCCAAAGCGGAUGGUCUCUAUUUGUCAGCUCUAAAAAGCUUGUUGCUGGAGAUGCUUUUAUUUUUCUCAGGGGCGAAAACGGGGAACUUAGGGUGGGGGUCAGGCGUGCGAUGAGGCAACCAAAUAAUAUUCCAUCUUCAAUCAUGCCAAGCCACAGUAUGCAUAUUGGCGUCCUUGCAACAGCAUGGCAUGCCAUUUCAACUGGCACGAUGUUCACUGUCUACUAUAAACCGAGGACAAGCCCUGCUGAAUUCAUCAUCCCAUUUGACAAAUACAUGGAGGCUACCAAGGUCAAUUAUUCGAUUGGUAUGAGGUUCAAGAUGAAGUUUGAAGGUGAAGAAGCUCCAGAGCAGAGCAGGUUUUCAGGCACAGUUGUUGGAAUCGAUGAUGCUGAUCAUGUCCGGUGGCCUGGGUCGAAAUGGAGAUGCCUCAAGGUACGAUGGGAUGAGAUUUCCUCCAUUCAUCGUCCAGAAAGAGUCUCUCCAUGGAAUGUAGAGCCAGCCACUGUUGCUCCACAGCCCCCUCCGAGUUCCCGAAUGAAAAGGCCCCGUGGAAGCAUGGUUCCAUCUACCGAUUCCUCUGUCCUAGCAAGGGAAGGCUCUUCUAGGAUCAUUGUGGAUGACCCGGCAGAAAAAGGCUUUGUGAAGGCCUUGCAAGGUCAAGAAGUCCCAAGCCUGAAGGACAUGUUAGCGUUGAAUAAUGAUUCCGAGACUGUCGAGAUCCCUAGUGGACGGGCUGCUUUUCAAAGUGAUGAUCCAAUCAAUUGUGGUCAGGGGAAACUUAGACCGGAGACCUGGGCUCCUCCAGUAAUGCCAGAAUCUAGGAUGAAUUUGAUAUCAGAUUCUCCUACUAUGCACACACCUUACCGGGUUUUCCCGCCAUUUUCGUACAAGACUGAUGAUAUCAUGGCUGACCCCUUGAAGAAACGUGACUCAGCCAGUGAAAGCAAGGGCAACUUGCAAAAUCUGCACUCUCUUAUGCACUCAAGCCCCUCUCUGAACUUAUUGGGAUCCAACAUGGCAGUACCAGUCGAAGUCGAGAAGAAACAGCCGCAGAUUUAUGUUCGGUGUGGUACAUUUGCUGGGUACAAUAGUAUUCAUGGUCUUGGGAGUGAGCAUCGUCCUGGAAAUUGGCUCCGUCCCCUCUUGUCACCUAAAUUUGCUGAGGAUUUGAAUCCUCCCAAAACUCGUCAAUCAAAUUCUCCAUUUAUGCAGCAAUUGCAUACUUCUAAUGGUGGCGGUGGUUGUAAGCUCUUUGGUAUCUCCUUGGAUAGCAGCCCAGUUGGAGGGGAAGCGGUUAGAGCACGUGCGCCGCUGCAGCGAGUCAAUCUCGAUUCGAACGGUUCGCAGAAUCCCGAAUCUGACCAGCAUAAAGAAGUUUCAAAAUUUACAGAAGGUGCUAGUACAUGUGAUGAUCCUGGAAAGGCAUUCGAAUCUCCAGAACAGACUUUCAGAGACACACAGGGCAAGCAGCAGGCCAGCUUUACAAGAAGCUGUGUCAAGGUGCACAAGCAAGGGAUUGCUGUUGGGAGAUCCGUGGACUUGAGCAAGUUCAGUGGCUACAGUGAAUUAAUAGCAGAGCUGGACAGAAUCUUUGAAUUUAAUGGUGAACUCGUUGUUCCAUACAAGAAUUGGCUGGUUGUCUUUACGGAUGAUGAGGGUGAUAUGAUGCUUGUGGGAGAUGAUCCGUGGCAGGAAUUCUGCGGCAUGGUGCGGAAGAUCUUUGUCUACACUAAGGAGGAGGUGAAAAGGAUGGUUCCACCACACUCAAAUCCUGAAAUUGAGGAGUAUCCACUGAACGGAACGGACUGGGAGGAUAACCCUGCAGAUCAUUAGGACGGAACUCAUCCUUCCAACAAGGUUGCGGAUCCUUUGAGGAGGUUAAUCGGCCAGAUUUCCCCUCUUUGAACUAUAGUUGUAUAUUCGAUGUUUGAUUUAGUUAUGAGAUCUUGCCCCCCCAGGUUUCUUCUCCUUGAAUGAACUGGAGAACAGUGAACCGGGGGAAGCUAUUGUAAAUGGCCCGGGUAGUGUAUUAUCGGCAGUAGGAUGUCCAUACCUGACAUGAACCACGUUAUAGCAAGCAUUAUAGCAGUUGGCAGUUCACGUUUUUGUGCGGGAUUGUAUCCUCCCAUGUACAUAGCAUAUGAUAAAACAUCGUUAUUGUUGAUCUUUGUCUGGUCUUCUUAGCUCGUAGAAACUUUGCCGGUGUUACGGGAUGGAAUUUGUAUAUAAUACUCAAAUGUGUGCACAUGGCAUCUCCAUUUUU
This is a messenger RNA of Punica granatum (pomegranate), 3110 nucleotides long. NCBI's taxonomy places the organism in Eukaryota, Viridiplantae, Streptophyta, Magnoliopsida, Myrtales, Lythraceae. The record is from RefSeq and is a predicted model, not a curated record.